CUGUCGGGAACAAGGUAAGCGUUGCUGGUACCGGCUCCGUAGAUCAAACAAUGACGAACUACUCUAAUGCUCACAUCGUUUUGCAAACUAUUCGUGUUAAAAUAAACAACGGAAAUGAUUCGAAAGAAAUUCGGGCUUUAAUUGAUAGUGGUUCGCAAAAAUCAUAUAUUUUGAAGGCAACUGCGUCACAGUUGAAACUUGUACCGAUACGACAUGAAAAAAUGAUUCAUUCGUUGUUUGGAGGAAAUAAUACCGCUGAACUAGAACACAAAUGUUAUAAUAUCAAACUGGAGACGGAGGAUACACAAUAUUGUUUAGAAGUUCUAGACCAAGAAAGAAUUUGUAAUGAUGUCACGCCCAUACCCACGGGUCCUUGGAUUGCUGAAUUGACCGAUGUAAGCAUCAAAAUAAAUGACGUCGGUAAUUCCGCUCCCAUCGAACUUCUAAUUGGAGCGGAUGUCUUGGGAAAGAUAUAUACGGGGCGAAAGCAUACUUUGGGUUGUGGUCUGGUUGCUAUGGAAACAGUCUUUGGGUGGACACUGAUGGGGAAGAUUCCACAAAAACAACGAAGCAAUACAAGCUCUAUGAUUGUUAUAUCCCUGUUUUCACAAGACAUGUCUUUAACAAACUUAUGGGAAAUCGACGUAUUAGGUAUUUCGGAACCGUCGGUUAAAAAAUCUCGUGAUGAAGCGGCACGAGCAGCGAAAGAUUUCUUUCUAGAAACUGUUGGGAAGGAUCGGGAAGGUCGAUACGAGGUUCGCCUACCAUGGUUGGAGGGGCAUCCACCUUUACCUAAUAAUUACUCCUUGGCGAAGAAAAGAUUAAACUCGACGGUGCAAAAACUAAAAAGAGAUGGAAUAUUCGAGUCCCUGACUGAAGUCUUCGAAGAGUGGGUUGCGGAAGGCAUAAUAGAAGAGGUUCCCAUUUCUGAAGUCGAGUGUGCUUCCCAUUAUUUACCCCACAGACCUGUUAUCAAAGAGGGAAGUACAACGAGGAUCAGACCUGUGUUCGACGCCUCUGCAAGAGAAAAAGGCAAUCCCUCAUUAAAUCAUUGUUUGGAAAAGGGGCCUAACCUUAUUGAAUUAAUCCCGUCCAUUUUGGUGAGAUUUAGAGAACAUAAAAUAGGAGUAGUUUCUGAUAUUCGGAAGGCAUUUUUACAAAUAAGCAUUCACGAAAAAGACAGAAACUUUUUACGCUUUUUAUGGGUAAAUUCAGAAGGAAAAGAAGUGGUAUUUCGUCAUCGAAGAGUGGUCUUCGGGGUCAACAGCAGUCCUUUCCUCCUAGGUGCGACAAUAGACCAUCACCUGUCUGAAGGUUUGAAACAAUACUCGGAAGAAAACUCUGUAUGUUCCGUGUCGACACUUAAAAAGUUAUAAAAAAGUUUUUUAUGUUGACAAUUGUGUCACGAGCGUUCCUAGUGAUACAGAUUUAACAACAUUUAUUCACGAAUCCACAGUCUUCCUUAGUCAAGCCAAAUUCGAAUUGAGAGGGUGAGAGUUCACUCGAAAGGAUAGUUGUGACGAGCCAUGUGAAUCAAUCCCAGUGCUUGGACUAGUAUGGGACCCGAAAAGCGACUCGCUUUCUAUUCGAAAAGAAAACGUCCAAGAUGUUUCAGAUAUAAUACCUGUUACAAAAAGAAAGAUUUUGUCUUUAGCACAGCAAAUUUUUGAUCCGAUUGGAUUUACAUGCCCGGUCGCGUUGUGUCCCAAAUUAUUGCUUCAAAGGACCUGGGAGCAAAAAGCAGGAUGGGAUGUGCCAGUUGAUAAAGAAUUGGAAGAAGCUUUUUUUAAAAUGGGUCUCGGAUCUGCCCUAUCUGUACGAAAUAAAGAUAAACCGAUGGACAAAUAUUUUACCUAAUAACAAUGGUGACUGCAGUGUUCAUACAGUUUGUGACGCAAGCAAGGACGCCUAUGCUGCUGUGGUAUUUUUGAGGAUUGUUCGAGACGAAAACGUUUUCAUUCAUCUGUUAGCAGCCAAAACGAGGGUAGCACCUUUAAAAAGGCUAACCAUACCGCGACUGGAAUUGUUGGCUGCAACAAUAGGUGCGAGAUUAUAUACCUCAGUUAGAGAAAACUUAAACUGUGAA
This is a messenger RNA of Agrilus planipennis (emerald ash borer), 2086 nucleotides long. RefSeq lists its product as uncharacterized. The transcript has 2 exons. The record is from RefSeq and is a predicted model, not a curated record. Gene Ontology annotation, biological process: proteolysis. Bases 51 to 1376 code for a protein of 441 amino acids. Gene Ontology annotation, molecular function: aspartic-type endopeptidase activity. NCBI's taxonomy places the organism in Eukaryota, Metazoa, Arthropoda, Insecta, Coleoptera, Buprestidae.